AUGUUUAUUAAAUAUUUUGCUGUCUUUAUUUUGCUAAAUUUGAAUAUUUUGGGUUCUAGGGCAGAUUGGUGGGAUGAUGUAGUUGAUGGGGUACAUGGAAAAUUGACUCAGGCAGCAGAUUGGAUUAAAGACAAAGCCGGCCCUACAAUUAGAGAAAAAUUUGAUGAAACAAAGAAAACACUUCAGGAUCCCAAAACUCAUGAAAAGGUGCAAGAUUGGGUGGAGGAUGAAGCUGUUCCUGUAGUCAAGGAAAAAUUUGAGCAAUUUAAGGUAGUAGAGAAAUUAAAUAUUUAUGCAGGACUUAAUAAAAAAUAA
Meloidogyne enterolobii is the source of this 315-nucleotide messenger RNA. Lineage: Eukaryota; Metazoa; Nematoda; Chromadorea; Rhabditida; Meloidogynidae. The record is from the annotation of a GenBank genome assembly.